Penicillium expansum is the source of this 405-nucleotide messenger RNA. Its product is annotated as nuclear telomere cap complex subunit Ten1. NCBI's taxonomy places the organism in Eukaryota, Fungi, Ascomycota, Eurotiomycetes, Eurotiales, Aspergillaceae. The transcript has 2 exons. Bases 1 to 405 code for a protein of 134 amino acids. Gene Ontology annotation, biological process: telomere capping. The record is from RefSeq and is a predicted model, not a curated record. Gene Ontology annotation, molecular function: single-stranded telomeric DNA binding. Gene Ontology annotation, cellular component: CST complex.
AUGAAUGGGCCGCGCCCCUCGACUCGCGUGUUCCUCUCUGAUCUCUCAUCUCUACAGGCGGACUCGAAGAUCCGCUUCCUUGGCUGCAAGAUAGCUCCGCCUUCUGUUUCUGUCGACAUUAAUGCCCUCCUUGAGGACCUGACCGCUGAAGAACUUCGCGUUGGAACAUGGCUGAAUGUCGUGGGCUAUGUCAGAGAAUCGGAGCCGGUGCUGCCACCAUCUUCAUUCUCUUCGACUCCCGAUGACGCGAAUCGGCCGAGUCAGAGGCCUUCUACGGUCACCCCUCGUCCAGUGUAUAUUGAGGCGAUCAUGGUCUUUCUGGCGGGAGCUAUUGCCAUUGGGGAGUAUGAGCGAAUCCUUUGCAAUUCUCAGCAUGUCGAGCGGAUGAUACAGUUCACUCACUGA